AUGAACGACUCGGACUGGGACUCCUACCAGGAGCAGCGGUUCGCUCGCCCGCACAUGCGCUACAAAGAUGGGAGCUCGUCCUCUGAUAGCGAAACUCCCUCCCGCUCAGAAAACACUGGUCACGAAGGUGGCGAGGCAUGGCAAAGACACCCUCCUCGUGAACAUAUGCAGAGCACCGUUCCGCCCUCGAAUGCACUCGUACCCAGGUAUCACCACCACCCCCAAGUCCUGCUGCAAGCCCCCGCCGCCCAGCAGCCCGUCAACAUGACCGUGAUCGUGAACGUCCUCGACAAGGAGGGCGCCAAGCAAGUCCUCAACUCCCUGCCGGACCUCGUGAAGUCACAAAGCUCUGCCAACAACGGGCAGCGUUUGCUUGCGGCCGGUCCACACGUCGUCAUGACUCCUCCGUACUCUGGGGGCCGAUCGGUGUGGCGGGCUCCUCCACCACCGCCGCCGUGGAUGCAUCAGGGCAAACGUGGGUAUGACUACGACUACGACUACCAAGGCGCGUAUGCGGAAAGUAAGCGCAGGCGCGCUGAGGUCGUCGAGGUGGCCGACGAGGACGAAGAACCCGCCGCCGGAGAGGCUCCUGUUCAUGGUGAAGAUGUCAAGGAUGUGGCGCCGCCGCAUGUGCCAAAUAGCAUGAUUCCUGAACAGGCGGACGAAUGGCUCCCCGGCGCGAGCGUAAGGCGGCAGACCUCCAUAAAGCGCUCGGAGUCCGAGACUGCUCGCCGUCAAGAGCAGGAAGCCGAGAUGUACAACAGACGAGUUCAUUCCGAGCCUGAGAGCGACCGCAUGAUGCCGCCACCCACUCCGACACAUGCACCUCCAAGUAGGAAGGUGACUCCGGCACCUGUGCAAGACAGAGGCGUCUCCUACGCGCCGCAGGAUACGACUGAAUCGCGGCCAUACCCCGAACCCAUGCCCUCUCCACGCUUUGUGCACUACACCUACCCUCCGCCGGCACCGGAGCGUCAGCGCCGAGCGGGGCGUCCCCGUAAAGCACCUCAAGGCCGUCAACGCUCGCGGCCCGUAACCAGGAGCAUGCACCUUGGCCCGCCGAUGCAGAGACAGCCCGAAGAGGCACCUCUCUCAGGCCCCGCCCCUGCGGUUGAUGGGCUGAACGAUGCCCAGCAAGCACAUUUCGGUUCAUUCUACUCACCGCGUUAUGCCGCGCCGUCGACUCCUGGGGCUGUCCGCGCGUCCCCGUCUUCUUUCCCUUCCGCCGGGCCUUCUCGGGCGGGUCACAGAAAUAAUCAGGUGCUCAAUCGAGAGCCUGUGAAAGAAUAUCGGUGCGACGCGAACGGAUCGACAUCGGGGAACUCGUACUCUUUGGGGCCGGUGGGCGACUGGAGGGGCGCUGGAGCCUGA
This is a messenger RNA of Trametes versicolor FP-101664 SS1, 1371 nucleotides long. RefSeq lists its product as uncharacterized. The coding region runs from base 1 to 1371 and encodes 456 amino acids. The record is from RefSeq and is a predicted model, not a curated record. The transcript is spliced from 3 exons. NCBI's taxonomy places the organism in Eukaryota, Fungi, Basidiomycota, Agaricomycetes, Polyporales, Polyporaceae.